Messenger RNA from Penicillium psychrosexuale, 1422 nucleotides. RefSeq names its product transcription initiation factor TFIID subunit 7 family protein. Bases 1 to 1422 code for a protein of 473 amino acids. Gene Ontology annotation, cellular component: transcription factor TFIID complex. Gene Ontology annotation, biological process: transcription initiation at RNA polymerase II promoter; RNA polymerase II preinitiation complex assembly. The transcript has a single exon. Lineage: Eukaryota; Fungi; Ascomycota; Eurotiomycetes; Eurotiales; Aspergillaceae. The record is from RefSeq and is a predicted model, not a curated record. Gene Ontology annotation, molecular function: RNA polymerase II general transcription initiation factor activity.
AUGCCGCCUUUAAAAAUAAAAUUCUCCAGGAGGCCAGAUCCGCCAGAAGAACCAGCGCCUAUACCUGCACCCGUGCCUGCGCCUGCGCCUGCUCCCCCAGCCGAAACUCCCCAAGCCCCCCGCAAGAUCACACUCAAGAUCGCACGAAAACCACACCCCGAGAGUGAAGAGAAACCAAAGAAGAAGAAGUCAACAAAGAAGCGACCAGCUGAAACUGCCGCACUGCCCGAGCUUGACCACGAACCCGAACCCGAGACGAGCCAGCAAGUCCCCAAGCGGAUAAAGCUGAUCCCAUCCAAGAAGCCUGCCUUGCAGUCAAUCCGCAUCAAAAAUAAAGGAAUCGUUCCCAACCGACCAGUAGGUGUUGGGUAUGACUCUGAAGCCUCGGACACCGAACUUGAUCCGUCCAUCGAAGAACAAUUCAUCUUACGGAUGCUCCCCGGAGAGGACUGCGAUAUUAUAAGAAAAGUAAUCAACGACAGGACAUUCAAGAAUGGUGACGUCGGGAUCAAACCCCUCACACGGGAGGGCCGGCGCUCCAUCGUGAAUGUUCGGGGCCACCAAUAUGCGGCAGCUCUCGUGGAUCUACCCUGCAUCAUCGAGGGCAUGAAGAGCUGGGACCGACGAGGCUGGUACAAGUCAGCAGAUAUCUGUCAAAUGCUCUUGGUUCUCGGACGCGUCAACAGUGACCAAGAAGCUAUGGAAUACCCACUCCCCCCGGGCGUUGACUCUCCCGAUGAAAAGACACUUCAAUACGCACACGGUAUCGCACCACCCCUCCGUUGGGUUCGCAAGCGGCGUUUCCGCGACCGCGUCAGCACCCGCACGAUCGAACAAGUUGAAAAGGCCGUGGAAGAACUCAUGGCCCAGGACGACAAUUCGAUUUUCCCUCCCAAGUUCGAGUUGGUGGACAGCACAUCCCUGAAUCGCGUCGAGGGCUUGGUACAAUCAGGAGGCUACGGGGAUGAAUACGACGAUGAGCAGGAUGCAUACGGUGAAGCGGAAGAAGAGAUGAUGGACGACUUCGAGGAUGCCCUUGCUGCCGAGAUGGAAGCAGCAUUGGCUGCCGGGGAUGAUGAGGCACCGGGAGCACCCGUGCAGGCACACACUACGUCCCAGUCGUUCACACCAGCUGGAGGACCGACCGAACGCGGCGACACCUCUGCGGAUGAGAGCAACAUCUCCGACGAGGACGAGGAAGAUGAGCUGGAUGACGACCAAAUCGAGCAGCAACAACAGCUCCAGCAGCAGCGCGAGGAAGUCGCCGAGCUGGAAGCUCUUAUCAAAACCGAGACCGCACAGUGGGAGAAGGUGCAGAAUCAUAUUUUGCGCAACAAGAUGGGCCGACGGAUCCAGGAACUGAAGAAGGACCUGCAACUGAAGAAGGUCUCUAUGGGCAUGCCAGCCGGGGACGAUAUCUGA